Neopsephotus bourkii (Bourke's parrot) is the source of this 1282-nucleotide messenger RNA. RefSeq names its product abhydrolase domain containing 11 (gene ABHD11). The transcript has 6 exons. Bases 1 to 903 code for a protein of 300 amino acids. Gene Ontology annotation, cellular component: mitochondrion. The record is from RefSeq and is a predicted model, not a curated record. Lineage: Eukaryota; Metazoa; Chordata; Aves; Psittaciformes; Psittacidae.
AUGCUGCUCCGCAGGCUGCCGCGAGCUCCGGCCCCGCCGCGGCGGCUGCGGCCCCGCCCUCCUCCCGCCGCCGCCGCCGCCGCCGCCCGCUCCGUGGUGACCUCCGUGCCGCUGUCCCACGGGGAGGAGCGGGGCCGCGCGGACCGGGCGCCCCUCGUGCUGCUCCACGGGCUCUUCGGCAGCCGCGCCAACCUGCACGCGGUGGCCAAGGCGCUGGUGCGCGGCGGCAGCGGCACGGUGCUGACGCUGGACGCCCGGAACCACGGCAGCAGCCCCCACAGCCCGCUGAUGACCUAUGAAGCGAUGAGCCUGGACGUGCAGCACCUCCUGACUCGCCUGGGCAUCACCAAGUGCAUCCUGCUGGGACACAGCAUGGGGGGCAAGACGGCCAUGACCCUGGCCUUGCAGCGGCCAGACCUGGUGGAGCGCUUCAUCUCUGUCGACAUUGGUCCCACCUCAACCGCACUCGUCUCUGAGUUCUCUGCCUACAUCUCUGCCAUGAAGUCAGUGAAGAUCCCAGAUGGUCUGUCCCGCUCUGCAGCCCGCCAGCUGGCUGACCAUCACCUGCGUCCAGUGGUCCAGCAUGCGCAGCUGAGGCAGUUCUUGCUCACCAACCUGGUAGAGGAGGAGGGCCACUAUGUCUGGCGGGUGAACCUGGAUGCUAUUUCCCAGCACAUGGUAGAUAUCAUGAAUUUCCCCAUCUUCCACAAGCCGUAUCCUGGCCCUGCACUCUUCCUGGGAGGAUCUGAGUCACGUUAUAUCAGGUCCCAAGACUACCCAGAGAUCCAGCGCCUCUUCCCCAAAGCUGAUAUCCAGUACAUUGCAGGGGCAGGCCACAUAGUCCAUCAGGAUAAAUUUGGGGAAUUCAUCACUGCUGUCCUCAAUUUCCUGCCACCACCGUAGCGCUGGGACCAGAUUCCUGCAAGCCCCAUGUGGGUCCUGAGAUGCUCCAGGCAGUGCUGCAGGGCUCUGGGCUCUGCGAGGAGGGAUUCAGCCUGUGCUGGCUGCCCACCUGCAGCCCAGUCCUUUGCCUGAACUUGGAACAGAGAGGCACAUCCAUGCCACUGAGCUCUCCUGUCACCUUGCAGGGACAGGGGGUGACACAGGCCAGGGACACUGCCCUGCCUGCGCAGCUUGUCCUGUCUGCACUGGCUUCACUGGGGUACCUCAAGCACUGGGCAGGGGCAGGAGAACCCUCUUGUACUGCUGCCAGACCACUGGUGAUCUGGCUGUUGACUUUGCAGAACAUGCAAUAAAGCUGAAUCCGUGCCAAGGCAGAAAA